Heterotrigona itama is the source of this 1608-nucleotide messenger RNA. NCBI's taxonomy places the organism in Eukaryota, Metazoa, Arthropoda, Insecta, Hymenoptera, Apidae. The record is from the annotation of a GenBank genome assembly.
AUGCCAGAGAAUACGCUAGAAAAUACGCUUGACAAAGAUAAUCGUUUCAUCGAAAAUGAAAUAUUACCCAAUUUACAAACACGUUGGAGAGCCACGUUGAAGCAAAAAGAAUCUAUGGCUAAUAAUUAUCCAAAUCGCUUUGGCAUGCCAACUAUUAAUGCGAAAUCAAACGCGGGGAAAUAUUUCGUAGAAUUCGCAAGUUCUUCGUCUGUGCAUGGUUUGAAUCAUUUGGUAGCACGAAAUAGACAUCCCGUUGAAAUAGUCUUAACUGUGUUCUUCGUUCUUGGUGCUCUAUUGUGCCUGAUCAUUUUGUCGUCACUCUUCUGGGAUCGUUACCAGAAUAAUGCCACAGUCAUCGUGGUGGAUAACAAUCGAGAUGAAUUCGAAAUAUUGAAACCAGCGCUAUUUAUUUGCCCGACAACAAACGUGAACUUAACGGAGAUCCCAGGCGUAUUCAAAAAACACGGUGUCGAGCACACGCCAGAAGCAGAAGAGUUCUUCGUCUUUCUUGGCAAUCUCACUUACGAGAACAUGAUGGAUGUACCAAUCUUCGAUGAAGUUCCAGCAGACAAGUGGCUGGAAAUCCUCUACGACUUGAGAAAGUAUAUUCCUUCGAAUAUGCUGAAAGAAAACGACCCGUACGAAACUUGGGUGGUGACAGAAAGAGGGGUGUGCUUUGCAACGAGGAACAUCUUUGCAGUCUAUGCUACUCUGAACUACUGGAAGACUGAUAAUUGGACUAUUAUUCCUGAACCAGACAAAUUGCCAUUGUAUAAUUACAGCAUCGAUGGUAUACAAGAAAAUGUCCACGUAGAUCACACGGUCCUGACCGCUAUAUAUGAUCCUUUUGAAUUGAUAACAUACGACACUGCAAUGAAGGAGAUGAAACAGAGGACGAUACUAGGUGCUAUCAUGUCGAUAUCUGAGAUCAAGACAAAACAAAACGUCAAAGACCUUAGUGUCCAUCAAAGGAAAUGCAAAUUCUUCAACGAUGGCGGAUUAAAAACUUGGCCGAUUUAUACGAGGAACAUGUGCGUCAUGGAGUGCAGGAUGAAAGUGAUACAGGAUAAAUGCAACUGUCGUCCGCAUUUUGCCAGACCCAUUGGUGAAGAUGUAAGCACCUGCAAUGCAAUGCAGCUUCGUUGCAUUGGUGAAAUAACGAAGAGGCUUUUCCUGUUUGAAACUCCACCCCCUUCUUGCCAAUGUGUCCCAAAAUGCAACAUCAUUUCCUAUCACAUCAAAAGUAGCGCGAAUGCCGAAAUAGACAAAGAAUAUACAAAGAAACAAACAAGUUCUUCAAAUUGUUUCAGAAAACAGAUACCGACAACCUCAUCCCAUAUAACUUUAAUCGUUGAGCUACCGCAAAUUAUCUAUUAUCGAUCGCUGUUGUAUAGCUUCACCGACUUUCUAAAAGAACUAAUAAAAAUUUCUGUAAACAAAUUCAUCGCAGCUGGCGUCGGAGGUGCGGCAGGAUUGUUUCUAGGAGCUAGUGUGUUAUCCUUCGUUGAAAUAUUCUAUUACAGUACCGUACAUCUGUGCUUCUAUAUGAAACAAAUCAAACAGAGACGCAGUAAAAAGGCAAUCGGUACAUCAUGUAACGUCAACUGA